AGCCCCACUCAAAUUACAAACAACCGUAACAACAAACAACAUUAUCAACGUCCAUCCACUCUGCAUGGUCUAAAACAUAAACUGCAUUCGACUGGUUGCACAAAAACGUUACAUUCGGCUAGUCCUUCAUGUCCAAAUGUUCCAAACCGACGUAAGUCUGUCGGUCACAUUCCGUUAUCUCCUUUAGCAAGAACACCUUCGCCUUCACCACUGCCAGCGUCCCCUACUAGAUCUCCAAGUCCUCUAGCAUUUCCGAUAGGUCACCAACCAGGUAGCUCAAAUACAACGCAAUCGUAUAGUCCCAGUGCUGGCAACACACCUAUUACAAUGGCGUCGAACCAAGCAAAAAAAGGAUUUGUGAGACCUAAGGCUGCCGAACCAGGAUCUCCUUUGUUACGUAGAGCACUCUCGCCUGAUCGCCUCCAUCCUCGCAGCGCAGAAAGUAAAUGCGCGCUCAUAUCUCCUUUAUGUUCAUCUAGUAAAUCGCCGGUAGUUAAAACGCAAACUCGCGGCGGCAGUAGCGCAGUAUGGAGAUCUGCCUCGCAACCGGAACGUGACAAGGAUGCAGAGCUUGAGUCGUCCGUUCCGUCGAGCAACGAAAUUGUUAGCAGUAGUAAUAGUGCAUCCGAAAAUCGGUUAUCGCUGAACUUAUCUAGCACCAGUGAGCCCCUUCCACGAAUUGCAGAGGAGAAGGAUUCACCUACAAACAGCGCUCAAGAGUGUAAUAAGUCUGGGCAACUGAAUGAUAAAAGUUGCGUUAAUCCAAAAGGAAGUGAUGGAAAUACAGAAUGUCUCAAAGGCAAAUCCUUAGGUGCUAAGGAUAAUAAAUGUGGUAGUAAACUUCCACAAAAAUAAUAGUAAGACCAUGAACCAGAGGUUGGUUGUGCUUUAUAGAAUUAAAGAGUUGUAUUAUUUUUGAUGCAAUAUUUAUUUUAGCGGUGGGCAAUAUUAAGUUUAGAUAUAAUGAUUGUAAUAUAAUGUGAUUAAUGAAGUAUGUGAUUAUUUCUCCCGUGUUAACAUAUUUUAUAUUUUUAAGUUGACCAUGUAACCUCCGUUGCAUGAAUCUUGUAGUUUUUGUGCCACCUCACAAUAUAUCUGGCUAUUUGUGAUUUUGAACAGCCCAAAUCCCAAUUAAAUUUCAGGUUUCUUUUAAUGCUUUGUGUUUUACAAAUCUAAACUCGUGGUGUAGUAAUGUAAAACGUGAAGUAUAUUCAGUUGUAGAUCUCACCUUGAUUCUAGGAUAACCAACUGUUAGAAGUUUAGAAGGGUGUCCUUCCUGUAAUUCAUUCCAAUAUAAUGUUACUUUGAUAAACGUUCACGUUUUUUGUGUUAAAACACAACCUUCUUUACUGUGUACAAUUGGUUUAUAUUACACUAACAAUACCUUAAAUUGAUAGAUGUGAAUAUGGAAGAUUAUUGUUUGUAGGUAUUAUAUUGAACCAGGGUGUCAUAGUAUAUAUUGUUAAUGUAAGUUACAAAUUGUCAGAAAACUAUAUUUCUAGUUAACAAAAUUUACCUUCGUGGGGAUUUUUAAAAUGUUUUCAAAAUUGGAUCUCAAAGAGUUUAAGUAAGUACGUGUUAAUCGUUCAUAUAUGGAGA
Molecule: messenger RNA, 1599 nt
Organism: Photinus pyralis (common eastern firefly)
Lineage: Eukaryota; Metazoa; Arthropoda; Insecta; Coleoptera; Lampyridae
Exons: 1
Coding region: 328-855 (175 amino acids)
Source: RefSeq, a predicted model, not a curated record